ACCUUCCUCGACUACCUGGAGUGAGUAGAAACUAAAUGGCGAACUCUCUCUGGGACCAAAACCAGUCUGGAAAAUGCUGCUUGAACGAUAGAAGUUCUAUUAAAGAGAUGUUAAGGAACUAAAUCAGCAAAGCAGAGACAGACUGCCAUAGUAUUACUGUGAGCUUAGUGGAUAGAAACCAUCAUCCAAAUAGGGUUCUUACCAAAUAAUGGGAAAAGAAAAGAAUUUGGUGUCACGGAAAACCCGAUAUGAGGUGUUAGAAUAAAACUGGUUAAAUAAAGCUGUCUCUGGUGAACAUCUCUCAGUAAAAGACGCUUCUUUCACUUAGAAUCAGUGAUAAAAGACUUAAACUUCCUACACUGUCCAGGCUCAUUACACAACACUUAGUUCACUUUGUUUGCUGCCAGAGUGGGGCUUAUUUUAAUUGCAUAUUCUCUGUGGGAUUCACAAUUAAGCUGAAUCAGGUUGCAGGCUUAGUUAGAAGGAACCUUGGGUAACCAGACGUCAGUGAAAGCAAAAAGAGACAUGCUGGAACUUGAAUUGGUCCAACAGGAGGGUCCUGUCCCGUUACUCCUCUUCCUGUUUGUUCUCCACAGAUAAUCUGUUUUCACCUUUUUGGGAUGCUAGGACCAAAAGUUGGUACAGGAAAAAAAAAUCAUGUCCAGGGAAUUGAGACCAAACCAAAUGUAGUGACCAACAGGAAGUGUGUACCAGUCGGCGUCACUGCCCACACUAAACAACAGAAAUGUCAUUUUAAAACAUGACGACAAUUGUUUGGAUCUAUACGCUGUUCAUGCAAAUGGCUAAUGAGGAUGACACGGUGUCAAAGAUAUCAUUAAAUGACACCAGAGCACCAGCGGACAUACAAAAUGACAAACGCAAAGUAAAGGACACAUGUCAAGCUCCGUAAAUGAGUUCUGAGCCCGGAUGGGCGGAAAAACAUGCCACUAAUUUAAGUCAGUCACUCUGCCGGUCUCAAGAUGGAGCUUUGAAAAGCUCAGAGGUAAAACUUUAAUGACUCCCAGCCUUCGGCGCUUCCAGCAAUCUCUUGUUUUCCCAUCUCUAUAAUGAGCGCAGGGUAUCACCAAUCUACAUGCUUGUCAUCUCAGGGAACUCAGUAACAAGGUUGGGUGGUCAGGGAUGCGUCAAAGCGGGGACAGACAAAAGUCUUGUCUUCGCUCUGGCAAGUCGUUUUUCCGCUCCAUUCAGAUGCAGAAGCGACGUUUUUGGUUGGAUUUGGCUAAAGUUGACGAAUGGAAGGGAUUUAUGUCAACCUCCUGGGCUUGAGAAUCGCUGUGUCUUUCACGGGACUUGUGGGUAAUGUAUGCUUAAUCCUCUCCAUCAUCCAUGUCAAGUGGUCCCACAUCAAAUCCUUUGAGGUUUUUCUUCUGGGACUGGCUGCUGCCAACUUGGAGGAGAUAGUCAUCUUAAACGUCUACGAUGCUUUCAUGCUUCAGACUUCCUCCUCCGACACUUGGUGGUGCCGCUUUUUGAAGUUCAUGACCAUGUUUGGAGAAACCGCCAGCAUCUUCUUCACCGUCAUCAUCAGCAUCUUCCGAUACCAGAAGCUGGGAGUCAGCCUCUCGGUUCACCCAGACCGCAUCGGAGUAGCCCAGCUGCUGAGUGGAGUGUGCGUCAUGUUCUCUUUUCUGCUCAGUUUCCCCGUCGUUGCUAUCAAACCCGCGGCACUCACAGAAAGCGCCGCAAACAACAGUGGCGGCGGCUGUCCUGCAGACUCCUUUCACUGCGGCAAGAAUUAUUGUCCUGCACCCAACCGUGCUUACAAAUACCUCUUCAUCCUGGUCUCCUACCUACUGCCCCUCAUCGUCAUCACAGUCACCAACUGCCUCAUCCUCGCGGUGCUGCUGGUCCAGAGGAGAACCAUCACGCCGGAGAUCAGUGUGCACCAGUCCAACCACAGUCACACAAAUGGCAGAGAUCUGAGGUUCCAGCACAGCAUGAUGGCCGUGGUGGCGGCCAUGGGGCUGUUCCUGGUGAACUGGACCUUCUACCUGCUCUUCCUGUUCCUCCUCAAACCCAACAACCUUCCUUCCUGGCGUGAAAUAGAGUUUUUCACGCUAACUUCGUACUCAUGCUUUAGUCCAUACGUAUACGGGAUAGGACAUAACUUGUUCUCUCUGGAGAACUUUAAAAUAAUUAGAAAUAAAUUUUAAAACCAUCAUUAGAAAACUGAUUUAAAGCAGCAGUAAAGAAUUUCAAGUUAAAAGAAUGAUGUUUGUAAAAAAGAAAAUUAAAGAUUUUUGAGAUCUUUUAACUCCUUGAUGCCUGAAUUUAUUUCCAGCUAGGAAAACAAUGUAACUUAUGUUUGUGGUUUCUAGUAGAUGCUAGAUAAGGUCAUUUCAAA
Oryzias latipes (Japanese medaka) is the source of this 2365-nucleotide messenger RNA. It is a transcript of the gene ora6, whose product is annotated as olfactory receptor class A related 6. Gene Ontology annotation, cellular component: plasma membrane. Lineage: Eukaryota; Metazoa; Chordata; Actinopteri; Beloniformes; Adrianichthyidae. Gene Ontology annotation, biological process: neuropeptide signaling pathway. The record is from RefSeq and is a predicted model, not a curated record. Gene Ontology annotation, molecular function: G protein-coupled peptide receptor activity.